This is a messenger RNA of Ostrinia furnacalis (Asian corn borer), 1471 nucleotides long. RefSeq lists its product as uncharacterized. Bases 118 to 1173 code for a protein of 351 amino acids. Lineage: Eukaryota; Metazoa; Arthropoda; Insecta; Lepidoptera; Crambidae. The transcript has 5 exons. The record is from RefSeq and is a predicted model, not a curated record.
UUCUUUCCCGCGCAAAAUUCUGCAACUCUGCAAUUUGUUUUGUAAUGACAGCUGAUUGUUUUUCAUAAUUUUAGUCAGGGGUUUUCUGUUGGUUUGUCAAUUAAAACUUUUGUUUAAAUGAUGAAUGUGACUGUUACAACAUUUAUUAAUCCGUGGUCCUUUUUCUGCAUAAAAGAAGAAGAUAAGAAGACUAAUGAAUUAUUCGAAAAUCCAGUUGAAACUCAACAUGUGAAUGGCAGUCUUACAGGUCUUUCAGAUGUUAAAAAUGAGGAGUAUAUUGCAGUGAUGUGGAAGGAUAAAUGGGUUCGUGGAGUAGUUAAAGUGGAUACUCAGUUUCUAAUCUGGCUUAUUGAUUAUGGCAUUUAUAUAUGGCCCAAUGAGAAGACAGUGCAUGUGAAACUACCCCCUGAACACAUGAAUUAUCCAACCAAAGUAUUUGAAGCCAGCAUCCAUGGAGUUACUCCUAUGGAUAAAGACCUGACUUACGACUGUGAAAUAAAAAAUUGUGUUACCAAUGAGUGGACUGCUGGGUCAAUAGAAAAAGCACGGUCAUUGAUAACAAGUGCUGAUAAUGUGUACUUCUUGCCUAUUGCUCUCUUGACAACUAAAGACAAUGAUGUUGUACUGGGGGAUUUAUAUCUGGACUUAAAAGGCAAAGGCAUAGUGAACAUCAUUGAUGAGUUGGAAUUGUGGCCAGUUUUCUUACAAAAAAAUAAGGCUGUGUACAUUGAAAACCUUUCCAUCAAUUACACAAGUCAUCGCAAGCAUUUGGGUUGUAAAUUGAAGCCAGCUUUUGCUGACUCAGAUUUGCCCACAAUGAGUAUGAAUACCACCUAUGAGGAAUACAGCGACAUCUGUGCCGGCGCGCCGCAGUUAGAGACGGUUGAGGAGUGCGACUCUAGUUCAGGAGAGGGCAGCACUGUCCUGGAAUAUGGAAUUGCCAGAGAACCCAUGUACACAUUGUCGCCCUCUGAUAUGGAAAAAUAUUCCCAUAUGUAUAUUACUGUUUGUGGCCGGGAGUACAAUGUUCUGAAUGUGCUCACCAACAAAAUGAGAGAUCUUAACAUGUGUGAGCAAUACAAAGACCACGACUUGAAACGUGUAGGGCGGGCCUCUUCAAGACAUUCUCUCAAACUUAUUAAUCAAAACUUCGUACUUGAUGAUAUUCUAUAAUUUUUUUUUAUAAUAAUUAAGGAGUAAUGUUGAUCAUGCAUCUAACUUUUUUCUGAAUUUAAUUAUUCUAGAUUUAUCACGUAGUCUAGGUCUAGUUAAAAACAAGUUUUGUAAUCAAUAUUACAAUGUUUGUACUUAUUACUUAAUAAGCCUAACUAAUUGUAUUAAUUAAUAUCACUUACCUUAACUAGCCACAUGACUGAUAUUUGUUCUAACUAGGCAAGUUCCUAUUUUUGUUUUUGACUUCAUAGAAUAAUAUUUUUGUGUUGUUUUUGUUAUAAGGAAGCCAUUAUUUUUA